Messenger RNA from Manduca sexta (tobacco hornworm), 5214 nucleotides. Its product is annotated as epidermal growth factor receptor kinase substrate 8-like protein 1. Gene Ontology annotation, molecular function: actin binding. The transcript has 18 exons. The record is from RefSeq and is a predicted model, not a curated record. NCBI's taxonomy places the organism in Eukaryota, Metazoa, Arthropoda, Insecta, Lepidoptera, Sphingidae. Bases 1504 to 3894 code for a protein of 796 amino acids. Gene Ontology annotation, biological process: regulation of Rho protein signal transduction; Rho protein signal transduction. Gene Ontology annotation, cellular component: plasma membrane.
GCGUCGCUUUCCCGCACGCUGCGUGUGUGUGUGUGUGUCACGUCUGAAAGUUAGAAUCCACUCCUGCCAGCUCUAUAAACGCUGAUGUGUUAGACAGACGCGAGCCUGUGUUUUAUAGAGUAAAACGAUAGUUUGACAUAUCGAUGGGGCGCGAGAGGUCGCCGCGACGACAGCGGCAGUUCCGGUCGGCCAGUUCGGCAAUCCUUGUCGGCGGCUGCAUAGCAGUGGCGAAGGUGUGCAAAGGGCUGAGUUGCGAGCCGAACGCACAGAUGGCGCUGGUUGUUGCUGCAAAUAUACACACACGGAGCCACCGGUCGUUGCUCCGCUCGCCGUGCGCCGAUAACGCUAAGCAUGGACAGCGCAGGCCCGCCACCUGUACCUACUGUCAUGUACAUGGCAUAUUGCUUGCUGCCCAAUGUAUUAGACAAUCGAAGCGAGUUGUUAGUUCCAGCGUAACUUACAAGCCUCCGCAUCUCAGAGCGUUAAACUCGCAAAGCAAUACUGGUCUGCAGUAGGCGAGCACUUCACUAUGUUGACCGCGCACGCCGUUGAGCGAGAGUGAAACAUCACAACCGGAACUAUAAUAUUGUAUCUGAAAUAGUUCCACUAAUGAUGAAAGUAUCAAAAUGUAUAACAAUGUAAGCGUAGAGCUGCGCCUUGCUAGUUUUGUGGCAGCGACAUUAGGGCCUUAGUGCGAUAAAUGAAACUUCCGGACCGUCAAACAUAAAUUUCCUAUAAUCACUCUCCAGCGUCCCCGUAAUUCCUUCGAGCAUUUUUAAGAUUUGGCACUUAGACACGGUUCGACUAGUGAUGUUCGUCUUGUUUGUGCGACACUCUGUAUUAACAGAAAUCAAUCGAAUUACUGUGCGUUAUAUAAAACAUAACAUCUGAUGUGAUGCAGUAGUUUGUAAUUCAAAUUUGUCCGUAUUGUUACUGUUUACGGCUAUACGUGGCGUUUACAUCACGCGAGCGACGUCUCGGCUUUUACUUGUACAUAAUAAAAAUGCAAUGCGGAAAUAACAACAAUCACAUCAUGACACCGUUAUCUAUUUCUAAGUGAGAUAGUCACUUGGUUGAGUAAAUUCUGCUCGCGUCAGGUUAACGGUACCACUUCCGCGCACAUCCAGGAUUUCCGCAAGCUGCGGUACGUCCCGGGCCGACGCGGCGCGGGGCGGUCCGGCGAGCUCCUGCGCACGUCCGCCGCGCUAUCUUAUCUGCAUCGCUUUACUACUCACAAUAUUAUUUCAUUAGAAAUUCCGGCUUAUCGACUGGCACUAAACAAAGAACCGACGGGGCAAUUAAUUGCGAAGUAACCGAUCCAUGCGCAUCGUGCCUCUGCACCCUUUGUGUUGUGUCUGAACCGUGCACCGCGUCACCGAGACACCUGUAUCCACAGCGAGCGUCACGGCCAGCGCCUGCCACCGUUAAGGCGAGUCAUUGACACGUGAGAUCCUAAGGACACGUAGUGAUGCGUGCGUGCAAAUAGUUGGGGCAGCGGGAUCGAUGGCGAUGCGCUCGGGCGGCGGCAGCGCGGGGCGCUCGCGCGCGGACGCGCAGCGCGCCCUCGAUGAGUUCGACGAGCUGGCAGGACUGCGGAGCGAUGCGCCCGCGCCUCCAGGGCAUGACCGCGCGCUUUACGUGCUGGAGCACCUCGCCACUUUCACCGUGACCAGGGAGACCGGCAUCGUGUACCCUGCCGACGGCAUGCGACGGUUACUGCAACUAGAAAAGACCAAUGGAAUCUGGAGCCAGAAGAUGCAGCUGUGCCUGGAGGGGCAGUGGGUGCUGGUGAUGGACUACGAGACCGGCUCGAUAAUGGAGCGGUUCCCGGCGUCGUGGGUGCACUCGCCGACGGCGUUCACGUCGCCAGAGCCGGCUGAGCUGUACAACAACGUGCUGGCGUUCGUGGUGGGCGCGCCGGCGCACGAGCCGCCCGCCGCGGGGGGCACCGUGGGACACGCGCCGCGUCGCGAGUUGCACAUCUUCCAGUGCCAUGACGUCAGUGCGCAGGCGCUCGUAGAAGAACUUAACGCGCUUAAGGGCGUGAGCCGCGACGGGGAAGCAGACUCCGGCCGCGAGUUCGUCAUCGAGCGCGAGCGCGAGCGGGAGCGCGAGAACGAGCCCGAGCGACCGCGCCGACAGCAAAUGUCGGCGCAGUUGGGUCGCGAGCGGUCCGGUGGCUCGGCCGGCGAGCGGGAUGACGCCUCGUCGACGGGCUCCGAGCGACUCUACGAGCAAGACAUCGCGAUCCUCAAUAGAUGUUUCGACGACAUCGAGAAGUUCAUCGCGCGGCUGCAGCACGCAGCAGCCGCCUCCCGUGAGCUGGAGCGGCGUCGGCGGUCGCGCGGUGGCAAGCGUGCUGCUGCAGGAGAGGGCAUGCUCGCGCUGCGCACGCGCCCGCCGCCCGAGCGAGACUUCGUCGACGUGCUGCAGAAGUUCAAGCUAUCGUUUAACCUGCUGGCGAGGCUGCGUGCGCAUAUACAUGACCCCAACGCACCCGAGCUGGUGCACUUCCUGUUCACGCCGCUGGCGCUGAUCGUGGACGCGGCGCAGGACGCGGCGGACGGGCGGCUGGCGGCGCGCGUGGUGCAGCCGCUGCUCACGCGCGAGGCGCUCAACCUGCUCGCCAACUGCGUCACCAGCAAGGAGACCGAGCUGUGGCACUCCCUCGGAGAUGCCUGGCUUAUACCUAGAGAGCAAUGGAAGACGACGAUCCCGCCGUACCAGCCGGUGUUCAUGGACGGCUGGACGCCCGACUACCAGGUGGAUGACCAGCCUUUGCGCAGGUCGUCGCCACGGCGGAGCGACGCGGGGCGCGCGGGCGCCGAGCUCCGCGAGCGAGUGGAGCGCGUGGAGCGAGGUGAGCGCGGUGAGCGCGGUGAGCGCGGCGAGCGAGAGGAGAGCGCCGCGCCGCCCUACGGGUACGAGCGCGACGAACGCGACGAUCUGUACGGCGAUCAGUACGCGCCCUACCCCAGCAGGAGCAACAUGCGUGGCGCGCCGGCGCGCGAGGACUCGGAGUCGGCGGCCUCAUCUCCAGACCGCGAGCCGCCGUACCGGGCCGCCGACCGCGCCGCAGACAGAGACGACGAGCUAGGCGAGGCGUGGGCGCGCGGCGUGGCGGCGCGCGGCGGCCGCGUGGUGCGCGUCACCUACCCGCGCACCGCCAACAACGACAAGGAGCUCACCGUCGUGCGCGGAGAGUACCUCGAGGUGCUGGACGACUCGCGCAAGUGGUGGAAGGCGCGCAACCGGCGCGGUGUGACGGCGCACGUGCCGCACACCAUCGUGGCGCCCGCCUUCUCUCCGCCCGCCUCGCCGCACCUAUACCCCAACCCCAUCUACACACACUACCAGGAGGGCGGCGGCCGAGGCUCUGGCGGCAGCAGUCCCACCGGUAUAGCGGAGCGGCAGCCGUCGUCAGCGCCGCCACCCCCGCCGCCCCCACCACCGCCGCCGCCGCCGGUCGCCCCAGCGCCGGUGCCCUUCAAGUCCGACACCAUGAAGUCGAACAAGUCGAUGGCGAGCACGAGCGGUGAGCUGCACGAAGAGAUGAAGCUGGUGCUGUCGCAACUGCAGCAGCGCCGCAAUAAGCUUGACAUCAAGAAGACGCCCGACAUCUUCAUCGACCAGAAAUCCAACCCGGACGAGGUGGUGGAGUGGCUGGAGGCGAAAGGGUUCAGCUCGACGGCACAGAAGCAGCUGCGAGUGCCAGGACACCAGCUGUUCGCUCUGUCGCGGUCGCAGCUGGAGCGCGUGCUCGGCGCCGACGAGGGCAAGCGUCUCUACAGCCAAGUCCUCGUGCAGAGGAACGUGUCUGGGUACAAGACAACGUCAGCGUCGGAGUUGCAAAGUAUCCUGCGCAAAGUGCGGGAGAAGGUGGAGGUGUCAUGAUCGCGUACCUCGACGACGAGGACGCUUCCUACUGCUGACGAGGGAGGGGGUGGCGAGGGACAGAGAGGGAAGAAUGUACCUGUACAGCACUCAAACUAUAACGAGAUUUAACACAGAAUCUAAAGAUCAAUGAAAUCAUAAUCAUCCCAUUCCCAUGCACAUUGCACAUACUGGUGAUUCUUCGGCCAGUUUUACCUGUCAAGUUGAACUGAUGUGUAUAAUAAAAUUAAUCACGUUCACAGACACACCCCUUGUACACGUUUUAUCAUGUAUCAUUAAAUGUAUAUGAAGGAAUAUACAGGUGCAUAUAAAAUUUGAAGAUGUUUGGAACCACACCAUUGGCUCGGAAAGUAAAUGUACAUAUAAUAUGGUGGUGUAGAUGUUCUUUGGAAACCACUGAAAUAACAAAUCAGAGUUAACGAUGGGUCUUAGCAUAGAUACUUAUCAUAACGUACUAGAAUAUUGAAUGAAACCACACGAUACGUCCUAGCCUAGUGGUAAGUAAUAACUUUUAGUGUUCUAGACUAUACGGACCCUUCAAAUGUUGAGGAAACCUCUUGUACAUCGUCACUAUUGCUUUAACAUCUUUUCUACUUACAUUAUUAUAUAAUUAUUUUUUGUAGACACCAUCCAAAGAGACUUAAAAAAUUGAUUUAUCUAAUAUAAAUAAAAUCAAGUAGUGAUACAACGAGAUGAUAUUGUGUAGUCCCCCGGAUUGUAGAGCGAAGUGCGUUUGAUAGAGACAGAGAGUUCUCACAUUUCAGUGUUGUCCGGAGAAUAUAGCUCCAGGUUGUGGUGACAUUUAUUGUUCAAACGUUAUAAACACCCUGUAAGUGAGAGCAAUGUACAAUGAGUUAUUAUAAUAUCUAAGAUAUGUUAUUUUUAUAUUGAUUGUAGAUAGUAAAAUCUAAGGUCACGAGUGUCACUCGCGGCCGCUUUUUACAAUUUCUCUCUAAUAUUAUGCAAAGUAAAGCAAUUAGUAAAGACAAGUUAACUAAAAUUAAAUCAUCGUACAACUAUAUUGAUAUUAUAUUCAUACUACUGACACCGAGUACUCACGACAAGGCACCAGGCACAGAAUAACCAAGUCAACCUUAUAGCGGGGGCAUAUUAAAGUCCCAUUAAUUUUACAUAAUUAACUCAUAUUUUAACUGAAUGAUAUACCAGGCUCGUUAACCGAGGAUUUUUCGCACCGUUUUCUAACUCCAUGCACCUUUUACUGUUGAUAAUUCCUAUGUCCGUAGUAUAGCGAUAACAUUAUGCUUAAUUUAUUAUUGUAUUAUAACAUUUUUAUUAAUAAAUAUUUUGUUCUUAUUACAA